AUUUUAGGCAUGGUGAGUGUGGUGUAAUUACUGCUGUGGAGGGUGGGGGGUCGAGCCACCUGACCUCUCGGUAUUCAGGAUAUGAAGAAAGUAAAUGGUAUACUCCAAGUGCAGGAAUAUCUUGUGGGAGUCCUGGUCUGUCUACAUACCUGUAUAAAACAAGAGUUUCCUGCAUCGUUUUGUGCUUCUCCAUGCUGUUCCCAUUAUUUUAAUACUAUAGAAGAGGCCAAAGAAGCUCCAGCAGUCAAAAGUGACAUUCUACCAAGAUAUCAUCAUCAGUACUACCAACCCGCUAUCUGGAAGUCGAAGCACACCUGUUGUACAUUCCACAAUGUACUGCACAUGUGUGCUUUGUUGCACAAUCUCUACAAAUCAGACCCUAUCCUGCAGUAUUCUCCAACCACAGCCCUACCCUGCAAUAUGCUCCAACCACAGCCCCACCCUGCAGUAUUCUCCAACCAUAGCACCACCCUGCAAUAUGCUCCAACCACAGCCCCACCCUGCAGUAUUCUCCAACCACAGCACCACCCUGCAAUAUGUUCCAACCACAGCACCACCCUGCAAUAUGCUCCAACCACAGCCCCACCCUGCAGUAUUCUCCAACCACAGCCCCACCCUGCAGUAUUCUCCAACCACAGCACCACCCUGCAAUAUGCUCCAACCACAGCCCUACCCUGGAGUAUUCUCCAACCACAGCCCCACCCUGCAGUAUUCUCCAACCACAGCCCCACCCUGCAGUAUUCUCCAACCACAGCACCACCCUGCAAUAUGCUCCAACCACAGCCCUACCCUGGAGUAUUCUCCAACCACAGCCCCAGCAUCGACGUCCGAGAGUCGGCGAUCGGGGCAGCGUUACUACAAGCAUCUGAAGGGCAGUGUUUGCAGCCUAUAGCAUAUUAGUGAGCCAAGUAUUGGACCCAUCGAUGGGCCUGCUCCACCAUUGAAAAGGAAGUCCUAGUUAGCCCUGAUACUUGUGCUGGAACAUUUGAUUUUUUUUGGGGGGGGGGGGCAGUCAUCUUGUGUGGUUGCCAUCUACAGUGAUCACAACCCUCUCACCCGUACGAGUGCCACGAAGAAUCACAACGACCAACGAGGUAGUCUCAGGCCGCAACCACACGAUCCUCGGAGACCUUGCCUCUCUCUCGAGAGAGAGCACGGCUACUAGUGCUCUGGCGGUUGAAUAUCGGGAGAAGACUCGAACGCCGUGCCAUUUUAACGGCUAGGUCCUUCAGCAGGUGAGUCAUCACGCACUCUCCAUCAGACUCCAACUUCCACGGUCACUGAUUUGAGGUAUCCACUCUCAGGGAUACCGAGGGCUCAUCGUUCCCUCUCGAGAACUCUGGUACUCUUGGAGCACAACCUCGGGCCAGACUCGUCUGGUGCUUGUCCGGUUAACGAGGCUGUUGCUGUUGGAGGCCCACUGUCCGACAGCCUGGUUGAUAUAGGACCUGGUGAAGAUACUUGUCCAAUUUUGUGUUGAAGACUUGUACACUUGUUCUGGCAGUGGUAAGAGGUUGAAUAGUCUUGUUGAUACUACAGUGUUGCCUUAAAUGUUUUACUGGCUCUACGUGGGCUAUAAACUAUUUGUUCAAGGCCGGAUAUUUCUCGUGCUUUGAACGGGGCCGUCAGCACUGAACACUAGUGAUUUGAAGUGUCACCAUUGUUAUUAUUUCCCUUGUUUUGGAAGGUCUCAAUACCCACACCAUCAUCCUUCUCCUCUUCCUCCGGGCUGUUGUUAUCUACUGCGGCCAGCAGUAACAGCCCGGUCUGAGACUGGGCCUUAGGGGGCGUUGACCCUUUAAAACCUCUGCAGGUAUGUUGUUAUUGUUAGUAAGGUAACUAACUUAAUUAUUUCCAAGUCUUUUACCUGUUGUUUUUGUUCUAUUUGGUGAUCCUCCUGAGUUUUUUGUUCUUUCUAUACCUAAGCAGCAGGAACUUACCACCAUUGAAUGUUAUGCAGUGGAACCUCAAAUAUCGAACUUUCUUCAGUCCAGAAGGCUGUUCGAGUGCCUUUACCGAAUGAAUUUAUUCCCAUCAGGAAUAAUGUAAAUUAGAUUAGUCCAUUUCAGACCCUCAAAAAUACGCUUAUAAAAGCACUUACAAAAAUAUGCUUACAUAAUUGGUUGUGUUGGGAGCAGUUUGAUUUUUGAGGUUCCACUGUAUUGUUGUUUUUCACUGUAAUUUUUCAGUGACUAUCAUUCUUAUUUUAGUGUCAUUUGCAAAUGAAACAAAACUAUGCCGGGUGUUUUUAUGUAUGCUAUGAAGAUGAGAAAUAGCAGAGGUACCAGAACAGUAAUUUGGGGAAUUGAGUUUUUUACCUUGUUGAUGCUGUUUACUACUAUUUUUUGUGUUGUGUGUUAGGAACUUGAAAAUCCACCUUCUUACCUUCCUUGUAGUGCCUGUGGCCCUCUUUUUUGCGCACUAUUACUCCAUGAUGACAUUUGUGAAACAAACACUUUUGCAAAAUCUGUGCAUAUCACAUUUGCACUUUGGUCAUCUUGUAACAUGUUUGUAAUUCUGUCAUAGUGGUUCAGGAGCUGUGACAGGUAUGAUUGUCCUGCUCAAACACCAGUGGUGUGGGUUAUGCCGGUCCAAGAAAUUUGUAAUCUGCUGUCUCAUCACUUUUUUUGAAUAUUUUUUUGAUGUAAUAUUUAGCUAGUGAUGUAUUACUUGCCCUAUGCGAAGGAGCUGUCUGCACUCUUUAAGGUCUGUGGUAUUUCACCUAGAUGUAGGCUCUUUCUCCAAAGAAUACCGAGGGCUCGUGCUAGUGGUACCUUGCACUUGUUUAUAAAUAGAGGAUUCCCUGAAUUUUGUCCAGGUGCUGAGUGGGCAAAUUUAUUUUUUUUUAAUCUAUGGGAUUUGUACUAAUAUCAGUUGGUGUGUGCAGCCUUGUGAUGGAGUGAAAAAUGUUUCUUGCUGUCAUUUAGUGGGUUGCUGAACAGCAACUGAUAUUGUUCUCUUAGAAUUUCACUCAUUUUAUGUUCAUCGUCCGUAUACGAGUCUCGUCGAUUACGGUCGAAUUCUAUAGGCAAUUGUUUGAUUUUGCAUACUAGUAGAAAUAUUUUGGGCGUCUCGCAAUAUGGCCUUUUGUUGUUUUUGUACUCGGGUGUGAUAUCCCAAGUUGUUUUCUAUUGUACCAUCUCGUACGCUGUGUCUGAUCUGGGUUUCCUCAACGGUACGUGUUUAAUACAGACCUAGUAUUGAGCUUGUCCGGGCACUGGUGAGGAUUUAGUGCAUUCGUGUCUGAUAGCUCUUGGUUUAUUUUUUUCCAGUCAUUUCUGUGGUUGUUGAAAUUGAACUUGCUCAAGAUAUUGCAGUUCCCACACCCUGAGUUAAUACUUGUUUGUUGUGCUCAGAGUAUAUUGUUAUUGUAAUUGUCUUUGAUUAGUUUUUUGUUUGUGAAUAUCAAAUCCAUUUCUGGUGGGAUUGUUUAUCUGUUGGUUCAUUGUGCACUUUUCACAAAGCUUCAGUUUGUGCCUGUUGAGCCAGGGUGGUUUUCCCUGAGAUAUUUCAGGUAUAACAUUGUGUUGUGGCAUUUUACAUGAGGGAGAUUAAAAUAGCCAGAUAGCAGUUGCUGGCAGUGGUUUAUAUACUAAGAUAAUUCAUACUAUGGAAUAAAUACUUUUCUCCAGGCUGAGGGAGUGACCCCCUCAAAACUACAGAGGCCAAAGAUUUUGGAAUAAAGAUAGUAUCUAACUGUUGCAUAUGUGUCUGUCUUACUUAGCAACCUGGGCUAUCUAGGUUGGCUAACCUUUCUUGCCCCGAGUAACCCUACCCUGGUUGUGGGCAUUCCCUAAAUUUUCCAAUCUACCCACGGAGCAGCGGAUGCGGAGGUAGAGACGACGUCAGAAACGCGUCCGGCAGUGUCUCGCGCGGGCUAGUCAAAGAUGACUGUUGUGACAAACUCUAGAGAAUAUCUGUCGAGUCAGAGAGGAUUGUUCCUCGAGGAACUGACGUGGGUCACAUCCUGGGUGUUAGUGGAGUGGUGUGGGUAACAUCCUUGUCAGAUAAUCAAAUGGAGCAGCACUCGAAGAGCCUUCCGGAAUGAAUUAAGGUCGUACGUUGAAGUUGCAUCGUACACGUACGAGUGUCGCGUCAACGACUAUUGAAUACUCGUGUCGGAAGUCACUGGAUUUGACCUCUCGACUUGUUCCAGGACAAGAGCUGGUGAGAAAAGUUGAGACAAUUUGGUGCUACAGCCUUUAUGAAAUUGUACCCGACGGUCUUUACGGAAAUUGAAGUACACGAGUUUUGCAGCCUCGACGAAGUUGUACGCGACUCUGGAAACACUCGAGUCUUGCUGAAACUGGUUGUACGGGGGGUCUUGCAUAGCAAGUUGCACAUGCAGUAACCUUUUCUUGUGAGCUGACACCUUACAGGAAACAUUUAUCCGUGUGUUAGGCAUCUUUUUGGGAUAUGUUUGCUUCAGUAAUAGGUGCUAUGUGGUGACUAGUAUAACAUAAGUUUAUAUUAUUUUGUUUAAUUAAUUUGUGUGCAUGUAAUGUAUUUAUUACAUCCCUAAGCAAACACUAUUAUGAUGACUUGGCACUUGUAGAUUCAUUAAAGAAAACCUCCUGUCUUCUUACUGAAAUGUGGCUUAAGACACAAUAGACAUUUGCACUAUCAUGUAGCAACACUAUAUCUAUCAGUGAUGAAUAUGGUGAAUAAUAUAUAUUUGCAAAUUUGUCUGUAAAAAAAAAAAUCCUAUAGUUGUUGAGGUCAUAUAUGGGAUGUCUCAUACUAAUAUAUCAGCUGUUAGUGCUAAACUAAGAACACUGAUUACAGGUACACAAUUGAAUAAGCACCAACCAAUAGCAGGAGAUUUUAACAUCAAGUUUGGCCUAACAAACAGAUGACCAACCUGUGUCUGACUUGAUUAACAAUACACUAUAUUGUAAACAAAAUCCAUAGAGUAUAUAACAAAUGUUUUAUCCCAUAAAAACUAAACAGAUGACUAACAAAAGAGUAAGUAAGUUGCCCAUGGCUUACUAAGAGCAUUGCUAGAUCCAUGACAAAAGACAAUACAGAAGGGGCUCAAAGAGUUUAUCAAACACCGUAGUACGUCGGUCCUCGCCAAAUUACUCGGUUUAAGCAGCCGUACUAUUGCAAUUCACCGAAAGGCGAGGAGAUAGAUAUUAAAAAGAUGUGGAAGAUGGACGAUGAGAUCGUGGGUACCCUCAAACCAAACAGAGCUAGUGUUAUUGUCCUCUUCAAGGGGGGCUCCUUGGCGUGGUGAAGAGGCUCUUGGUCUGAGGAAUUAGCCCUGUCGGUCUUCUUCCUCAGACCGAACCUAAUUACCCCCCAUUCUCCCCUCCCCUAUCCCAUCCUCCCCAUCCUCCCCUUUUUCCAUUCCUCCUCACCCCUCCCUUUUGCCCUUCCUCUUUUUAGCCUUCGUGAUUUCUCCCGCAGGCGCGCUAGUUCCUAGGUAGGGGAAAGGACACCGGGGUCCAUCCCAUUCCGUUGAGGUUUC
Cherax quadricarinatus is the source of this 5470-nucleotide messenger RNA. RefSeq lists its product as uncharacterized. The record is from RefSeq and is a predicted model, not a curated record. Lineage: Eukaryota; Metazoa; Arthropoda; Malacostraca; Decapoda; Parastacidae.